Malassezia restricta is the source of this 411-nucleotide messenger RNA. RefSeq names its product protein of unknown function (DUF3128). The transcript is spliced from 2 exons. The record is from RefSeq and is a predicted model, not a curated record. NCBI's taxonomy places the organism in Eukaryota, Fungi, Basidiomycota, Malasseziomycetes, Malasseziales, Malasseziaceae. The coding region runs from base 1 to 411 and encodes 136 amino acids.
AUGGGCUCGUUUGUGUCGCGCCCGUCGGUCGGGGAGGCACGGGCGGAUAUGGACACGUUGCGCCGCGAGGAGCUCGUGCUUGAGGCGGCAGCGAAUCCACGGGACGAGUUCCCGCCCUCGUGCCUCACGCUCUUUGACCGGUGGCUGACGUGCUACGCCCUCGGCCCACAGUUCCGCAGCAUCUACCGCUAUGGCACGAUCGCCGACUGUGCGCCGCGGCGCGAAGAUUUCAAGUAUUGCCUCACGCUGCGGUCGCUAGAGCCCGAGGAGCGUCGUGCAAAGUGGCUCGAGCGCCGUGCCGAAGCCAAGGCACACAAGCGCAAGGGCUUUCGGUCGAGUGAGGCUGUGUGGGACAUGCGACGCGAACCACUCAUGGAUCCAGCUCUGGUGGAUCCAGCAUACCCCCUAUAA